Molecule: messenger RNA, 2267 nt
Organism: Penicillium canescens
Lineage: Eukaryota; Fungi; Ascomycota; Eurotiomycetes; Eurotiales; Aspergillaceae
Exons: 2
Coding region: 165-1661 (498 amino acids)
Source: RefSeq, a predicted model, not a curated record
CAUUUCAUUUUUUUUCCUUCUAACAAUGACUCUGUGCUUUAUAUAGGUUUUGUGUGCCCUGUUCUUCUUAUCUCUCGUCCCACCAUCCCACCUUGGCAUUGAACCCUUGGCCUUGAUCUCAACGUUCUACGGCCCUGACAGUCUAUGUCGGCGCAAUCCAGCAGAUGACCCGGAAGGCCAAGGCAAUCAUUGCCCUGCUCACCACCCUGAUCGCCUAUGUCUCCAUUAACAGCAUAGUCCGUAUCACUAGACCCGCUGCAUUUGUGUGGUAUGCAGAGGACCGGGACGAGCAGCACUGGAUUGCGAGUUCACGGUCCUGGUUCGAUCGCAAGGCAUGUCGGUGGCUGAGUGUGUGCGGUGCAGCACAUUUACAAAUGGCCAAGGGGAGAUUUGGACAGCGCGAUCCAGCAGGCUGGACGGAUGCCGAGUCCAGUGAGCGCUGGCGGUCGUUUUGGCGCGGAGACGCAGAAGAGCGGGCUCGGCUGAUCCCCGACUUUGUUUUCCACUACGCCCCACUCGUCCACCUUUAUUCUGGUGAACAGUUCUGGCCUGGUGAUAUCGCCGAGCAUCUGCAUCACACCACCCCAUUUCUCAAUUAUACUCCAAUUCAGGCGCAUUGGGAUCAUCCGACGCUGAGCAACUUGGAUGAUUUGAAUCAGUGGGAAAAGGGGUGGCCGGUGUACUUGACUAGCAACGAUGAUGUGCAGAGUCGUCCGCCGUGGUUGGAGGGUGAGAGGAACAUACCCCAGGGUGGAAACAAACAGGAAUCAUGGUCCGAUUGGGAUGGGCGGGUGGAUGGGGAUAUCCCUGGUGAUACCAAGGAAGAUCGUGCCCAGUGGUACGAUUUCACCCAGCCAGGCACGAUUCCGACGGAUGAUACGCUGGAUCAGCAUCACGAAGCUCAGCAAAUCUUCAAAGAGGAACUUCGCAAACGAUACGGCGGCAAGGAGAUCCGGGAUGAUGGGGCUGGCGGUCGAAGUGAUGCCCCUGCAAUCCUGGUAGUGAUGGACAAAGGCAAUGGGAUCAUCGAUGCAUUCUGGUUCUACUUUUACAGCUUUAAUCUCGGCAAUACCGUUGCCAACGUUCGGUUUGGUAACCACGUUGGCGAUUGGGAGCAUUGCCUGGUCCGAUUCUACAAUGGCAAACCGAAAGCCCUCUUCUUCAGUGCUCACCAAGGCGGAGAGGCUUACAGCUAUGAAGCGGUGGAAAAAAUCGGACAACGACCUGUCAUCUACUCCGCCGAGGGCAGCCACGCCAUGUACGCCACUACCGGGGUACACGAGUACAUUCUACCCUGGGGACUCUUGCACGACGUGACAGACCGUGGCCCACUAUGGGAUCCUCUACUCAACUCACACGCCUACACCUAUGAUUUCGACGAAGAUAACCUACGAGCCUCUACCUUCAGUCCCUCUGCCCCUACAGAAUGGUUCUAUUUCAAAGGCCACUGGGGCGAUAAGUUCUAUCCAUUAGGUGAUCCCCGCCAGUAUCGAUUCGCGGGCCAAUAUCACUAUGUCAACGGCCCUGUCGGUCCCCGAUUCAAACAUCUCAACCGUCAUAAGGUUUGCCAAGGCCCUGAUCGCGCUCCCUGUGUUAUCAAGAACUACGUCGAACAGGGGAAGCGUCCACAGCGGUGGGGGUCUAGCGGGCCAGGAGACUAGCUCUUGGCGAGUGAUCCAGCAGUUAAUUGGCCCCGUACUCCUCCUUCCUAAACCAUACCGUUCCCAAAUCACUGAUCUAUACCCAGCCCAGAUCUAGCGAAGAUUCUCCCAGCACAGAAACUCCUUGCCUCAUUCCCACUCACUCUUUACUCUUGUUCCUUUCUUUGCCACUUUUUCUCUGUUUCCCUUUAUAUCUCUCUCCUAUAUACCCCUUUAUGUUACUGAAAACCCUUCACCAAAGGCCAACAGUAUAGACCCUUCCUUACGAACGAUACCAUGACCUUUGAUCUGACUUCAACACGACUUGCAUGUGAUGUGGCGUGUUACCUGGCUCUCCUUUUGAACUUUUCGUUUCCAUUCCCAGAUUCCCUUGGUUUCAUUUUUGGUAUUUGGUUGGCGUUGCGUGUUUGUUCAUCGUUGCUAGACAGUUAACAGCAAUUUCAGAAAAUUAUUUUGAUCCUCUGCUUUGCUAACUUACAUAAAUCGUUGAUCUUGGUCUUUCGAUUUAUGUUUUUAACGGCUAAUCGAGCUAUUAGUUUUAAAAAUGAUGCUAGGCUUCGGAGAUUCGACAAUAUAAAUUGGCCCUAACUCAUUCCUGGAGAGCAG